ACCCCGCAGGGAGCCGCGGUACAUUGUGGGAGGGCAGAAGCAUGGCGGCGCCCAUAAGGCAGUCUCUGUUUGGGGUGGCGAAGGGCAGGUGGCGCUUCGAGGGGCUCUGGGCCGGUAGCCUGGGUUCUCGCAGCCUAGCCCUUGCGGCUGCACCCUCGAUCAGCGGGUCUCCAUGGCGUCUUUUGGGCGCGGUGUGCCUGCAGCGGCCACCGCUGGUCUCGAAGCCGCUGACCCCAUUGCAGGAAGAGAUGGCGGCUCUAUUACAGCAGAUUGAAGUAGAGAGAAGUUUGUAUUCAGACCAUGAGCUUCGUGCUUUAGAUGAAGCCCAGCAACUGGCAAAGAAGAAAGCUGACUUGUAUGAUGAAGAAGGAGAUGAACAGAAUGUACUGCUGACGCAGGAUAUGGAAGACGCAUGGGAGCAGAAGUUCCUACAGUUCAAACCUGGAGCUCGUAUAACAGAAGCCGAUAAAAAGAAUGACCGAACUUCAUUGCACCGGAAGCUAGACAGGAACCUUGUUCUGUUGGUCAAAGAGAAGCUUGGAGACCAGGAUGUUUGGAUGCUUCCCCAGGCAGAGUGGCAGCCCGGGGAGACCCUCCGAGGAACAGCAGAACGAACCCUGGCCACGCUCUCAGCUAGAAUUCUGACUCCCUUGAAGGUCCAGACGGCAUCUGUUCCUCCCCAUCAUCCCGGCUCUCCGCAAAGUGCCUGGCUCACAGUAGAUGCUCGCGGAAUGUUUAUCGGACAUGUAGAUUUGGCAGGAUCAAUGCUGCUCCAUUGGCCCUGUCGCCAGCACAAGCGCCUGCUAACAAAGCAGCAGCCGCUGUGUGCCCCCUUGCUCCUUGCCCACAAGGGGCCUGUGUGGCCUGUGAGAGUGGGAGCGAGACACGAUGGCGUGGGUGGGGACCUUUCCCGUGCUUCCGUGGCCUCUGCUGUCCUCUAGGUGGUGGCGGGAUCACUGUUCAGAUGCUCAGCUUCCCUCACACACACGACGGCCGCUCCACUGUCCCUCCCGUAUGCCACGUGGAAAGGGUUUCUACCGCGGAACCCAGUGUCCUUGUAAUGUUCCCGCUGUAAUAAAUAGAUGCGAAAGGAAAGCUACGAAAGAGAUUUUGACAUUAAACAGGAGGAUAACAAAUAAAA
Molecule: messenger RNA, 1141 nt
Organism: Mustela lutreola (European mink)
Lineage: Eukaryota; Metazoa; Chordata; Mammalia; Carnivora; Mustelidae
Gene: MRPL46
Product: mitochondrial ribosomal protein L46
Exons: 4
Coding region: 42-941 (299 amino acids)
Cellular component (GO): mitochondrial large ribosomal subunit
Molecular function (GO): structural constituent of ribosome
Source: RefSeq, a predicted model, not a curated record